Umbelopsis ramanniana AG is the source of this 876-nucleotide messenger RNA. RefSeq lists its product as uncharacterized. Bases 65 to 649 code for a protein of 194 amino acids. The record is from RefSeq and is a predicted model, not a curated record. The transcript is spliced from 3 exons. Lineage: Eukaryota; Fungi; Mucoromycota; Umbelopsidomycetes; Umbelopsidales; Umbelopsidaceae.
CUUCUACUUCAAAGUAUUACGACAGAGCGUUGGAGCCUACCCAGGGUGUGUCCAACAGCACCUAAUGUCCAACAGUACGGACAGUAGUAAUAGUGCACUUGAUUCGUCCAAACUUUCACUUGGUAUAGGGAUUACAGCAGCGCUAUUAGUCAUAGUUGGCGCUCUUCUAUGUCUACAGAUACUCCGUUACAGAUACCUUGAUAUCCAUAACCAAUUUUAUGGUGUCUCUCAACCAUCCCAUAUAGGCGUUUUGGCAAAUACAACCCUUUCAAACAACAGCAUUGAACUUCUUCCAAUACAUUCCUAUGUCGAUAUAGAAGAAAAUGUUUCCAACAGAGGAGAUUAUGACAUUUGCGCUGUCUGUUUGGAUCAAUUUGAGGAAAACAUUAGUCAAGUUCGAAAACUUCCAUGUAAUCAUAUAUUUCACGCUGCUUGUAUCGAUCCUUGGUUGAAGGACAGGAGCGGGUUUUGCCCCAUAUGUAAAGCGAGCGCACAUAUAAAAGCAAAGCAGAAAGAUAAAGGCGCUCACGAGGAUGAGAUUGAGCAUUCAGCUGCGGUCACUCAAAGAGAAGACUUCCAACAACACCUCAUAGGGCUGCGGACAGAACUAACACCGCAUCGACCGCCACCUUUGGAUGAAAAUCCAUAACCACAAUUGUUCGUCGAGUUGUUUUAUUUUGUGUAAUUUUCUCUAAUAUUCCAAUUUUUGGAACAACCUUAUCCGUUAAGUAAUUAAUUAUUAUGUAUUUUCUAUAAUGUACAAAAGUUUGAGGAGCUUGUCUUGAGCGUGACGCUUUCUUCGUCAAAAGCUAUAUCGAGUAUUUAACACUGUUUAUUAAGAAAUAUUUGACACAAUAUUAAAAACGAACUCACUGC